AUGUAUAGGCCAACAACGAGAAACGAGUGGUGGCUCUGUGGUGUGUUACUCACACAGGCUGUUGUCACAAUUGCUCUUGAAAUCUAUAUCCUCGUUUCAUGGCAAGCAUGGGUUACUCCUACGAUCGUCCAAGUGACAGUGUCUAUGGUCCUUCCGAUCAAUCUUGGUAUUUUAAUUUUUGCCUGCCUCUAUGAAUUUUUUCUUGUGUUGGAUGCGAUUCACCACAAGAAUAACAUUCUCCUCUUUGCCAUUUGUAUUUCCAAUACCUGCACUUUUGUCUACUCCGUCAUGCAGUACCAGGUGAUGGAGGAGAACACGAUGAGGCUAUACAAGGACCGCUAUGGGUAUCCGACCUUGGUUGAUACUACCCGCAAUUUGUGGCCUCUGAUCAAGCCAGCGGAGAUCAUUGUGGCCAUUGCCACGGGACUAGGAUCUCUGCUACUUUGGCCGAUUGUAUACUUCUUGCAUAAAGAGUAUUCCUGGGCUAUUUACAAAGUGGUUCAUGGUAGUCCGAAAACGCGAAUGCGUUAUCUUGUAUUCGAGAUAUUCCUCGUCCUGAUAAAGUUGAAUUUCUACUUUCUGAUUGGAUUCAUCAUUCAGUAUGUCUUGAUAUAUGUACAUGUCUAUGGACUGGAAUACACUUUGACCAUGCUCCUUCUUCCAACUGCAUUUUUCAGCAUGCUUCUUGGUAUUUACUUUGUUCAAAAAGAGCAAAAGUUGGGCCUGAUUGCUAUCAUAGUGUGUUACUUGGGCGUGAUAGCAUAUCUGAUCAGCCGCAUCGUCGUGCUCGUUAGCGCCAACACCGUUGGAAAGGACAUGAUGUUCCUUUUCGCCUUUGCUUCUCUGAUUCUUACUACAGCAACCGUGAUUUGUGCCAUCAUAUGCAUGAUAAAUUUCGAUCGGGGCUUCAAGAGCAUCAACAAAUCGAAGAACGAUGCUGCACGUGAAUGGUAUUAUAUGCAGCCUACUGAUCAUGUUCCGGAUCAUACCCGUUACUCUUCUCGUCCUCCUUCACGUCUUACACUUGAUUAA
This is a messenger RNA of Penicillium nucicola, 1032 nucleotides long. RefSeq lists its product as uncharacterized. Gene Ontology annotation, cellular component: Golgi apparatus. Bases 1 to 1032 code for a protein of 343 amino acids. NCBI's taxonomy places the organism in Eukaryota, Fungi, Ascomycota, Eurotiomycetes, Eurotiales, Aspergillaceae. The transcript has 4 exons. The record is from RefSeq and is a predicted model, not a curated record.